Molecule: messenger RNA, 1539 nt
Organism: Helobdella robusta
Lineage: Eukaryota; Metazoa; Annelida; Clitellata; Rhynchobdellida; Glossiphoniidae
Exons: 12
Biological process (GO): nuclear pore organization
Cellular component (GO): nuclear pore; nuclear pore inner ring
Molecular function (GO): structural constituent of nuclear pore
Source: RefSeq, a predicted model, not a curated record
AUGUGGCUUGCAGGUACUGCAAUCUACCUAGAGCUAUUUCCACUGGAAUCUUGUAAAGCCAAGAGCACUACAGAUAGAAAUGCAGUAAUUUCUGCAAGCAACCAGGGCUUACAUAUAGAUGGCCAAUCCACGACACAAAUUCUCACUGCUGACAUGAUUGCUGAGGUCCUUACAAUCAGUGAGUUGUUUGAUCUUAAUGAGGUGGCUGCAGUGGACCUCUUGCUUACUGGAAUGAAUCAACAGUCAUAUUUUCCGAGUUUGCCUCAUGGACUCAUAGCAGUUUUGUUGUAUUUUGAUGGGAAAGCUGCCCUGGCUCUCUGCUUGAAGAUGUUGAUGCAAGCAAGAGAGGGGAGGACGUGGCUAGCAACCAAUUUGACCUCUGAACUCAGUGCAGUCAUUCAUGAAUUUACCCUUUUGGCGAAAUUCAAUGAAGUAGACUUAUUGCCUCGACUACAACUUCCCGAAUUCAGAGCCAUUGGUCCUCCAAAGCAUAAACAUCAGGUCUUAGAGAAGAUUCGCCUGAUCAACUCAUCUCUCAGCAGCAGUCUAUUCUAUCUGUCCUGCCAGUCAGGUUUGACUCGACACGAAACACUCCUACUGUUGGGCUGGCUGUCCACCAAUCAACAGGAAACUCCCAGUUCUGCUCUCUCUGAUACAACGCUGGCCAUCCUCAUGUCUCUUUUGUAUGCUAUCGACGCUAGGAUACUGGACCAGGGAGAUUCUGAAACCUGGAUAAAUGUCCUCCCGUUGUUAAAUGACGAGCUCUUCAUUCCCGACGUCAGCAAGGAAAUCAUGUCUGACAAAGUUUGGUGCGGGUGUCCUGCCAUCAAGGCUGUUGUUCAGUUCGCAUGGGCCUUGUCACUCCUCCAGAUGUCCUCUUAUAUUGAUCUUGAAAAUAUGAUGGAUCUGAUUGACGGAUACAUUGAUUACUCAAUCUCUUGUGACGUUUUUUCAACCAUUAAGAACCACAUUCUGACAAAUGAAUCUUUUUUCAAGGAGGAAUAUUACGUCCGAAAGAUUCACAACUUGAUCACAGAUUUCAUAAUCUUAUUGCCAGUCAAAGUGAAAGAGAUGAGAUCUCAGGCAGACGAGUCUUCAAGGAUCAUACUUGCCAGGCAACAAGAAAACCUUGACAUUCCUGAUAAUCUUCCAAAGGAUUUUCAGUGCUUCAUGGAGCUGAUACAUGACAUAUACACACAAGACCCGUUGAAUUUGACACUUUCCAACGAGUACUGGUGCCUGAGUGACAUGAUGGCAAACCAGCAACACCAGCUGUCCGCCUCAUUCAAUUCUUCCUUCCAAGCGUCACAACUGGUCCAGAGGCAGGUAACGUUAUUUAAAUUCAUCCGAUUGGCUGGAGACAUGUUGACUCCGCCCCUUUAUGUACCCUACAUGAACAUGCUCACUGGUCUGUCUGGCAACCAACAGUCAGCUCACUGUUGCUUCAAUCUACUGAGUCUCAACGCAUCAGCAACAGGGUCACACUCCAGCAUAGUUUCUUGGGAGCACUUUCUUAUCUCUUUAAAUAAUUAUUAUACC